Molecule: messenger RNA, 2336 nt
Organism: Mastomys coucha (southern multimammate mouse)
Lineage: Eukaryota; Metazoa; Chordata; Mammalia; Rodentia; Muridae
Product: periphilin-1-like
Exons: 4
Coding region: 602-2215 (537 amino acids)
Biological process (GO): protein localization to heterochromatin; negative regulation of DNA-templated transcription; negative regulation of gene expression, epigenetic
Cellular component (GO): nucleoplasm
Source: RefSeq, a predicted model, not a curated record
AUUCAGUACACAAACUUAAACUUCCUGUGCCUAGCCCUUUCAAGGACUCUGGCAACUGUUGUGAGUGUACCCCAUGCAGUCAUGGAAUUUACAGCUUUUAUAUAAGUAUUAUAUUUCAUAUUAUAUAAAGUAAGUUUUUAUAUUACUUAUGUAGGGUAAACCAGCAGAUAGGAGAUGGUUAUUGUCUUGGUUACAUAUUUAUUAACUUGACACGAGUCCUUGCCUUCAUCAGACUGGCCUAAGGGCAAGCCUGUGGGGACAUUUUCUUGAUUAAUGGUUGAUGUGGGAUGUCCCAGGCCACUGUAGCCGGUACCACCCAUGGGCACGUGGUACUUGCUUACUUAAGAAAGCAAGCUAAGUGAGCCAUGGGACCAAGCAAGCCAGUAUGUGGUGUACCUCCAUGGCUUUCGGAUUCCUGAUCACUGUGAAAGACCUUUGAUAAAAGAUAUUUAUUGCCCUGUGUGGUGAGAGCAAGCAUUUGAUCCCAGCAUACAGGAGGCAGAGGAUGAACAGCAACUUUCUAGCACACUAAAAUCUAACCAGAAGAAAAUAAAACUUCCAGAUUAGUGCUAGCUUCAUAUGUUCAUGCCGUUCAUGUACCAUGGAGUCCUCAUCGAUUGGAACUUAUUGUCAAGAUCACUACCGGGAAGCAACGGCUGCAGUGGAGGCAGCAGCCCAUCAGUGGAAAGUAGUAGCCUCCACAAGAAAUGAAAUGAGGAAUGAAGAACAAUAUGACUACGAACGACUUCCAAGAGAACAAGAACCUCCUCAAAGCCAUCCCAGUGAUGGCUACCAUAGAGUAGUUAAUGUACCAAAGAGACCACCCCUAAUAGACAAGAUACCACCUCGAGUAGUUAAUGAGCCAAAGAGACCACCUCUAAUACACAGGAUACAACCUCGAGUAGUUAAUGAGCCAAAGAGACCACCUCUAAUAGACAGGAUACCACCUCGAGUAGUUAAUGAGCCAAAGAGACCACCCCUAAUAGACAGGAUACCACCUCGAGAAGUUAAUGAGUCAAAGAGACCACCCCUAAUAGAUAGGAUACCACCUCAAGUAGUUAAUGUGCCAAAGAGACCACCUCUAAUAGACAGGAUACCACCUCGAGAAGUUAAUGAGCCAAAGAGACCACCUCUAAUACACAGGAUACCACCUCGAGAAGUUAAUGUGCCAAAGAGACCACCCCUAAUAGACAGGAUACCACCUCGAGUAGUUAAUGAGCCAAAGAGACCACCUCUAAUAGACAGGAUACCACCUCGAGUAGUUAAUGAGCCAAAGAGACCACCUCUAAUCCAUGGGAUACCACCUCAAGUAGUUAAUGUGCCUAAGAGACCACCACUCCUAGGUAAGAGACCACCUCUGCUACCCACACCAGAUAAAGGAGGUUACAGUAGCUAUUACAGUCAUGUGGAUUGCCCUGUAUAUGACGAGGGCCUCAGUUUUUCUCAUGAUCGAAAAAGGGCAAGAGACGAUCAUUCCACAAACUGGCAGCCUAAUUACAGGAACAUGAAAGGUAGCUUUAGAGGAAAAAAUUUCUAUUCUUCCCAUUAUUCAAAAGGUUGGUUUCCCCAUAAAAGUGAUGCUCCUUUCUUCAGAGAAUCACCUGCAAGCUGGAAGAACUCCCCACACAGCAGAUCCAGCUCUGGUAUCAGCAAUAGAUGUCAUUCUCAGAAGCAAAGCAGGACAUACUCCUUCCAUCGGUCUCAGAAUAUAUGUAAAGAGAGAUCCAUCAAGCCUUCAAAAACUUCAGGAAGAAAUUCAUUCUCAACUUCAUCAGCAGUUUCUUCAUCCAAACCCAGCAAGCUAACUGAGAAGGAACUUGCUGAGGCUGAAACACUAGAGAUGAUCAACAAAGGUAACUUAGCUGAAAUUUCUGCGUUUGAGGUGAGAUCCAUGGCACCCCUAUUUAUUGACCUGGCAGAAGAACCCAAGUCAAAUCCAACAGGUGGCACAGAAAUGUUUGUAGACAACCAGCUUCGUAGCCGCUCUGAAGCCAUCUCAUCAAAAACCAGAGAGAUUGUGCAAGUUUACCAACAAGACUGUGAGACUUUUGGGUUGGUGGUGAAAAUGCUAAUUGAGAAAGAUCCCUCACUAGAAAAAUCUAUCCAGUUUUCACUGAAGCAGAAUUUAAAUGCAAUAGGUGAGCAGUGUAUUGAAGAACUCAAGAAUUUCAUUACUGCAUAUGAUAAUUCUAAUCAAGAUUUGAGACCCUUUUAAGAAGUAGUACCCAGGUCAAAAAAAUUUUUUUUGAUUCUUUCCUCCUUGGGUUGUGUAAAUCCUUAUGAUAGCUGAACGAAUUUGCACUGUUAAAUAAACAUCUACAAUGCCUUUUAAAGUA